Messenger RNA from Caenorhabditis auriculariae, 5387 nucleotides. Lineage: Eukaryota; Metazoa; Nematoda; Chromadorea; Rhabditida; Rhabditidae. The record is from the annotation of a GenBank genome assembly.
AUGCAAGCGCUCCUCUGUCCUAGUGAGUUCUUUUCACCAAAACUUGAAAAAAAAAAUCGAACGCCAUCUUUUCAGACAGAUGGAGCUUACUGUGGGAUCGUAACUGUGUACCGACUCCAUUCUUCUUCAAAAUCGUCAAAUUUGGGGGUUUUGUAAGUUAUAUAUAUAUUUUUUUCCUAUGUCGUAUGUUCAUUGCAAAGCAAUUGACGAAAGGGACAUAUUCCCUCAAUUGGCCUCGCUUCGCCGCAGCCUCAUUGGCUCAGUGGCAGAGCGUCUGUCUAGUAAACAGAAGGUCGCUGGUUCGAUUCCAGCAUGAGGCACAACAUCUUUUUGAUACUUUCUAAACAUGUUCUUUUUUCAGAUAGUAAGUUCGUUUUGGUACAUUGCUUCAGUGCUGCUGAUUUUCGACUUUGUAGUUAUCAUCAUUCCAUAUGAAUCCCUGUCAGUAUUUUCUUCUCAUGGUGAAAACAAAUUAAUUGUUUUUCUAGUUUCCGUUCGUUCCCUGAGAUGAUCUUCCUGACGCUCUGCUCUAUUUGGAUACAAUUUGUCGUCCAUUUCCACUACCACCGGACACGGUACUCCUGUCCACUGCCACCAGGGGUUUCUUUCAUUGUUUUUGAAGAAGUUUGAAGCCACAUUGAAAUUCCCAAGCAUUUAUUAGAUUCCCAUUCGAAAACCUGGAUUCCUAGCAUUGGUCUUUGUAAUUUUUUGAGACUAGACGUUGCAGGAUGUCACGGAUCGCCGUUGUUUGAAGUGCCAAAGUUUCAAGGGCAAGCGAACUUCCCACUGCGGCGUCUGCAACAGGUUCGCUCACCGUUCUAACCACGAGAAGAGCUUUCUUAAAAGUUUCAGAAUGUCCAAAAAAAGUUUUUAGUUGGCCCGGCUAUAAUUUUCUUCAUAGAAUCUGAAGAAAAAGCAUUGAGAUCAAACUUUUUUAUGAUCUAAUUUAGAGUAAUUAUUUUUUGUGAUUUCACUGAUUUACAGUUGACAUAUUGAGCUCGAAAGUAUUAAAUUUCACAGUAAAAAUCUUUUCAUUUAGCUCAAAUUCAGAGAUUUUUUUUUGCUGUGUAGUCUUUUUUCUAACCUAUCCAUUUUUCAGAUGCAUCGUUGGUCUGGACCAUCAUUGUCCGUGGGUCAACAACUGCGUCGGCGCUCAUAACCACGCCCACUUUUUCAUGUUCCUCGUCUAUCUUUUCAUCGGCAUGGUCUUCCACUUGUACUUUGCGUUCAACACGUUCACCACUCAAUUAUGGGUACGAGCUAACUUCAAAUUUAUCAUUUCUACUUCUCUUUUCAGAACACCUAUGGCGAAACAUAUUAUUGCAAUACGUACCUACCCCACGCCUGGUUGAAAGAUUGGACUUGCAGAAACCUGAGUAAGUUAAAGUUAGAUAGAAAAAAGUUGAAACCAUGCAAAAAAUAUUGUGCAUCAUGCUGGACUCGAACCAGCGACCUUCUUUUUACUAGACAGACGCUCUGCCACUGAGCCAAUGAGGCGUCGAUCUUGCAAAGCCUUGAUUGAAGUCUAGUUUUAAAUCAACAAGACAAAAUUGUGAAAUGACAGAAAUGGUUCAAAAAAGAAGCUGCCUCAUGCUGGAAUCGAACCAGCGACCUUCUGUUUACUAGACAGACGCUCUGCCACUGAGCCAAUGAGGCGUCGAUCUUGCAAAGCCUUGAUUGAAGUCUAGUUUUAAAUCAACAAGACAAAAUUGUGAAAUGACAGAAAUGGUUCAAAAAAGAAGCUGCCUCAUGCUGGAAUCGAACCAGCGACCUUCUGUUUACUAGACAGACGCUCUGCCACUGAGCCAAUGAGGCGUCGAUCUUGCAAAGCCUUGAUUGAAGUCUAGUUUUAAAUCAACAAGACAAAAUUGUGAAAUGACAGAAAUGGUUCAAAAAAAAGCUGCCUCAUGCUGGAAUCGAACCAGCGACCUUCUGUUUACGAGACAGACGCUCUGCCACUGAGCCAAUGAGGCGUCGAUCUUGCAAAGCCUUGAUUGAAGUCUAGUUUUAAAUCAACAAGACAUAAUUGUGAAAUGACAAAAAUCGUUCAAAUAAGAAGCUGCCUCAUGCUGGAAUCGAACCAGCGACCUUCUGUUUACGAGACAGACGCUCUGCCACUGAGCCAAUGAGGCGUCGAUCUUGCAAAGCCUUGAUUGAAGUCUAGUUUUAAAUCAACAAGACAAAAUUGUAAAAUGACAAAAAUGGUUCAAAAAAAAGCUGCCUCAUGCUGGAAUCGAACCAGCGACCUUCUGUUUACUAGACAGACGCUCUGCCACUGAGCCAAUGAGGCGUCGAUCUAGCAAAGCCUUGAUUGAAGUCUAGUUUUAAAUCAACAAGACAAAAUUGUGAAAUGACAAAAAUGGUUCAAAUAAGAAGCUGCCUCAUGCUGGAAUCGAACCAGCGACCUUCUGUUUACUAGACAGACGCUCUGCCACUGAGCCAAUGAGGCGUCGAUCUUGCAAAGCCUUGAUUGAAGUCUAGUUUUAAAUCAACAAGACAAAAUUGUAAAAUGACAAAAAUGGUUCAAAAAAAAGCUGCCUCAUGCUGGAAUCGAACCAGCGACCUUCUGUUUACUAGACAGACGCUCUGCCACUGAGCCAAUGAGGCGUCGAUCUUGCAAAGCCUUGAUUGAAGUCUAGUUUUAAAUCAACAAGACAAAAUUGUGAAAUGACAGAAAUGGUUCAAAAAAGAAGCUGCCUCAUGCUGGAAUCGAACCAGCGACCUUCUGUUUACUAGACAGACGCUCUGCCACUGAGCCAAUGAGGCGUCGAUCUUGCAAAGCCUUGAUUGAAGUCUAGUUUUAAAUCAACAAGACAAAAUUGUGAAAUGACAGAAAAUGGUUCAAAAAAAAGCUGCCUCAUGCUGGAAUCGAACCAGCGACCUUCUGUUUACGAGACAGACGCUCUGCCACUGAGCCAAUGAGGCGUCGAUCUUGCAAAGCCUUGAUUGAAGUCUAGUUUUAAAUCAACAAGACAAAAUUGUAAAAAUGACAAAAAAAUGGUUCAAAAAAAGCUGCCUCAUGCUGGAAUCGAACCAGCGACCUUCUGUUUACUAGACAGACGCUCUGCCACUGAGCCAAUGAGGCGUCGAUCUAGCAAAGCCUUGAUUGAAGUCUAGUUUUAAAUCAACAAGACAAAAUUGUGAAAUGACAAAAAUGGUUCAAAUAAGAAGCUGCCUCAUGCUGGAAUCGAACCAGCGACCUUCUGUUUACUAGACAGACGCUCUGCCACUGAGCCAAUGAGGCGUCGAUCUUGCAAAGCCUUGAUUGAAGUCUAGUUUUAAAUCAACAAGACAAAAUUGUGAAAUGACAAAAAUGGUUCAAAUAAGAAGCUGCCUCAUGCUGGAAUCGAACCAGCGACCUUCUGUUUACUAGACAGACGCUCUGCCACUGAGCCAAUGAGGCGUCGAUCUAGCAAAGCCUUGAUUGAAGUCUAGUUUUAAAUCAACAAGAAAAAAUUGUGAAAUGACAAAAAUGGUUCAAAUAAGAAGCUGCCUCAUGCUGGAAUCGAACCAGCGACCUUCUGUUUACGAGACAGACGCUCUGCCACUGAGCCAAUGAGGCGUCGAUCUUGCAAAGCCUUGAUUGAAGUCUAGUUUUAAAUCAACAAGACAAAAUUGUAAAAUGACAAAAAUGGUUCAAAAAAAAGCUGCCUCAUGCUGGAAUCGAACCAGCGACCUUCUGUUUACGAGACAGACGCUCUGCCACUGAGCCAAUGAGGCGUCGAUCUUGCAAAGCCUUGAUUGAAGUCUAGUUUUAAAUCAACAAGACAAAAUUGUAAAAUGACAAAAAUGGUUCAAAAAAAAGCUGCCUCAUGCUGGACUCGAACCAGCGACCUUCUUUUUACUAGACAGACGCUCUGCCACUGAGCCAAUAAGGCGUCGAUCUUGCAAAGCCUUGAUUGAAGUCUAGUUUUAAAUCAACAAGACAAAAUUGUAAAAUGACAAAAAUGGUUCAAAAAAAAGCUGCCUCAUGCUGGAAUCGAACCAGCGACCUUCUGUUUACUAGACAGACGCUCUGCCACUGAGCCAAUGAGGCGUCGAUCUUGCAAAGCCUUGAAUGAAGUCUAGUUUUAAAUCAACAAGACAAAAUUGUAAAAUGACAAAAAUGGUUCAAAAAAAAGCUGCCUCAUGCUGGACUCGAACCAGCGACCUUCUUUUUUCUAGACAGACGCUCUGCCACUGAGCCAAUAAGGCGUCGAUCUUGCAAAGCCUUGAUUGAAGUCUAGUUUUAAAUCAACAAGACAAAAAUUGUAAAAUGACAAAAAAAUGGUUCAAAAAAAGCUGCCUCAUGCUGGAAUCGAGACCAGCGACCUUCUGUUUACUAGACAGACGCUCUGCCACUGAGCCAAUGAGGCGUCGAUCUUGCAAAGCCUUGAAUGAAGUCUAGUUUUAAAUCAACAAGACAAAAUUGUGAAAUGACAAAAAUGGUUCAAAAAAGAAGCUGCCUCAUGCUGGAAUCGAACCAGCGACCUUCUGUUUACUAGACAGACGCUCUGCCACUGAGCCAAUGAGGCGUCGAUCUAGCAAAGCCUUGAUUGAAGUCUAGUUUUAAAUCAACAAGACAAAAUUGUGAAAUGACAAAAAUGGUUCAAAAAAGAAGCUGCCUCAUGCUGGAAUCGAACCAGCGACCUUCUGUUUACUAGACAGACGCUCUGCCACUGAGCCAAUGAGGCGUCGAUCUAGCAAAGCCUUGAUUGAAGUCUAGUUUUAAAUCAACAAGACAAAAUUGUGAAAUGACAAAAAUGGUUCAAAUAAGAAGCUGCCUCAUGCUGGAAUCGAACCAGCGACCUUCUGUUUACUAGACAGACGCUCUGCCACUGAGCCAAUGAGGCCACGGCAAACGGACUGCAAAAAGAAGCUUCCAAAUUGGCCAGUAUCGCUGAUCAAACAAAUCUUCCAGCCUUUCCUGAUUGAAGUUUUCAGACCCGACGCUUUUGCUCAUGAUUCUGUGCGGCCUCACGUGCGUCACGCCGGUAGCGAUGAUCACCUACAUAAGUUGGAAUGUUUUUUUGAUCUCCCGCGGCCAUACUCUGAUCUCUUGGCUGGUAAGUUCAUUUUAUUUCCUUUUUGACUUGUCCAUUUUAGUUUGAGAAUGAAAAACGCGAAAAGAUCCUAGAAUUAGGUGGAGACUUGAAAGUUUGCAUGUUCUGCCAGUUCGAAAUAUUUCUCAGAGUUCCUCAUUUUGUAAAAAAAAAAAAUGAUUUCAGAAAGCAUUUCGCGAUAGAGCACCGCCCAGGCCGGAGACGAUAACAGAGAACUGGCGCGAGUUUUUCGCGUUGUCGCGUUGCCGACCACUCUACUACGUACUUCUUUGGCCGUCGUCGUUCCCCCGGAAGACUUUCGUCGGCUCUCUGGACAGCGUCGCGUCGUACAAGUAUUCUCUCUGA